GCAAGCAGGAGUUUGAUAUUUUUUGUUCAAGAUCAUCUAGAGGUGCGCUGACGGGUCGUUUCAUAAGGUUUCCAUAUUUCACCAUCAUGCCGACUUCUGUCAACAUCGUUGCAGACCAUCCGCAUCCGAUUCCUAUUUUCCCGAUGUCCCUAAUUUCUCCCGAUUCCUUUUCCUAGUUCCCCCGAGUUUUUUUCUCAGAAGAAUUUGACUCAACAGAAACGACUCAUUUCGGAGGAGCCCUCUUCUUGUUGGUGAUGUAGCAUGAGUCUUUGAGCCUCUUCUUGGAUUUAUUUUAGAUUGUGUGGAGCUGGAGACUAUUAUCUAUUUCUUCCACGCACCACAAGACAAAAAAAUUGAAAUUUUUUUUUUUUCAACUCCCACAUUGUCAUCGGCCUUCGAAAUGAAAUACCUUAUGAUACAAUAUACUAGGCAGAAAUUCAGAUCUUUCAUUGAGGUAUUACGGUUCUGGGAAAAUGUCUCUUCUCACCUCCAGUGACAAAGAGAAGCCACUCUUACAAGAUUGGAAAGCAAGUUCUGAAAUUCGCAGUGGUCAGAGCAGAGGGACAUUGAGAGCCGCGGGGGUCGCAGGAACUCAAAAACCCGUUGCCAGAAAUGAUGUUGGAGUAGAGACCGCACUUGAAGACAAAAGGUGGAGCAAUAUUUCGCAUCUUCUGCCAGGAAUUCUAAGUAUACUAGCGGCUGUUGGAUUUGCUCGGAAUCUACAAAUCGAGUUCACAACUGGCGUAUUGUGUUAUGACAAGCAAGGGUUCUUUUGAUGUGUUACAUAUGAACAUUCUGGCUCUGUAAGACCCAGUUGUGCAUUGUAGAUUCAUUCUAGCUAUAUUUUCUUGCAGGUUAAUCUUUCAAAGUCAAAAGCCUGUAUGUGCAUCUCUAAUCUUUGGAUGCUGUGACAGACUCGCCACACACAAAUGCCAAAGGCUUUUCACUCUGGACACACCUUGCUGGGAUGCUCGUGUGGACAGGAGCAGCCGUUUACCAGUUUUUAUACUUACGAUCAAUGUGAUAUGCGUUUGCCUUAAGAUCACACAAAUACGAGAUGUAGACUGUCUGAUGUGAUGUGUGUUUCGACUAUAGAAUUGGUUUUGAUUUGGCCGCAUCAAAAUGGAUUUGUUAUAUGGAAUACAAAUGGAAGCUGGCUUGCGCUUGAUCUCGGGAUUAUUGGCUGUUGGAAGUAGAUCGGGACUUGAAUUCGCUUAAGUGAUGAAUGUGUUACCCACUGUCAUCACUUAAGCGGGCUUUCGCUUGAGUUGUGACUCUGUCCAUUGUGAUCACCACCUUCGCUUAAGUGGUGACUUCGUCACUCAGCUUCACCACUCAAGCGUGCUGUCGCUUAAGUGGUGAAGGUGUCACUCGAGGCACUUGGGGAUGCCCCCUAUAAAGUGCUUCCAGUCUGCUCAUAAGUGUUUCGUUAACUGCUUCGCUAAGUGCUCUGCGAAACACUUAAGGGGCCCGCCUGUUAAGUGCCUCAGUAAGGGGCCUGCCCGCUAAGUGCCUCGUUAGCUGCCUCAUGAGGCAUCCCUUAAGUGCCUCGUUAAGUGCCUCACGAGGCACUUAAGGGGCCUGUCCGUUAAGUGCCUUGUUAAGUGACUCCUGAGGCAUUUACGGGACCUGUCCGUUAAGUGCUUCGUUAAGUGUCUCAACCUGUCCGUCAGCUGCCAUCCUGGGCACUUGGACAACCUACCGGGUAGGAGCAAAAGCCACCUUUAGUUACUGCAUGAUUAAAUUUGUUCGAAGAUCAAGAUAGAUUUAUCGUUUUGAUUCCCUUGUUGUUGCGUAACUAUGAGUUGUGCCUUGUGGUAGAAGUCAAGGUAGAUGUAGAUUUUCUACAUAGAUUCAAGAGUAGGCUAAGCUUUUCUUCCGGAAUGCUCAUAGAUUCAAGAGUAGGCUAAGCUUUUCUAACCCACUCGGGGACCUAUACGAAGCAGCGUCACGAACAAUUGUUGGGCAGAACGGAGAAGAAGGCUAUAAACAGCAACGAUCUCCACAAGAAUGCAAACAAUGACAAUCUCUCCCUAGAAAUAGACCAUGAUCAAGCUGCAAACCCAAACUAUAUUGAGAUCCUAUCAGCACAACAAGAAGAGGACGACAGCGCGGACGUGGAAUUUUUGUACAAGACGUACGUGGCGCACAAAACAGUAGGAGAAUACAUCGCGUUGCCAGCACUUUUUAUUAAGAUUGAUAGUUGAGAAGAGAGUAGCAAGCGGCAUUGAGUAAGCCUGUUUCCUCUCGAGAUACAAUCGCAAAAACAGCUAUAAGUCAAGUGUACGCUUUCUAUAGAAGCUAUUGGGCUAUGAUAUACAAGACAAAUCUGAAUGUUGAACGGUAUCAGAAGAUUUUACACUCAACUCUUUAAUUUCCUUGGCGGAUUUGCAGCGGCAGUUUGGUGGCAGAAUGCUUUUGGGGCACCGCCUACCUCACCAGUAUAUUGGUACACCGUAGGUCUUUUCCUGUGCAGUUCCGUACAACUCUCCCGUGGCAUACAUCAUGGAAGACAAGUAAAGGUUAUGUACGAAAGCAACUUCAAUCAUUGUUCGUCAGGAACGCAAGUAGAAGUGGGUCUAGAUUUAUUUCAGGACCUUCUAGAUGAUGAGUGUGACGAAGGCCACACCACGUCACCCAACACUGGGUUCAAAGACAUGACAACUACGCACAAUCGAGAAAAAUCAGCUCACCAUCAUUUGUCUAAUCCAUUCGACCGUAGGAGAGAUCGCGAAUCUGGAGUGGUACCAGGACAUCAACCUUCUUCUGGGCCGUCACCUUCUGCAGAACAUGAACCUACAAACCUAGGAUCCGACUCCCCAGAACAUCGCGCUGAAAUUCUGUCCGACUCUCCAAAACAUCAACCCACAACCUUAUCAGAUUCUCGAUUAACGCUUCAUCGGAUGUAUAUGUUCGUAGCAGUUUUGUGGGCGGUUGAUCCGGGUUUGCACCGCAUAGUUUUCUGGUCUCGCAUACUGGCUUGCUAUUUCGAAACAACGAGAGCAAUGUUUUUUCCAGUGGUUAUGGUGAAAAAAGGGAAUGACUCAAGUCAGUUUUUUAGUUUGGAUUAGUAGAGUAUGAGUAGUCAUUCUGAAACCAUACAUUUGGUGGUGAUGAAAGAGUGAAGUUUACUGUUCCUCUCGCUAUCGGUAUUGGUGAUCAUUUAUUUAUUAGUUUGGAGGUAGUCAUUUAUUUGCCGGACGAUGUGAAGUUUGCUGAAGAUCGGCUAGAAGUCGGGUGAUCAUUUUUUUUCUAGGAUACGAAGAAGAUGGAGGAAAUAUUAGAAUGAUCAGUUCAAUUUGUAGUUCUUUAUAGUACGACCACAUCUACUUCGAACAAGCAACUUUGUGUAGAGCAGGACGCUCCCGAGGAUGUUCCCCUUUCAUCGCUUGCACAACCUUCGACGAAGCAAAGGACGAUGAUGCGGGUCACAUGCUAGUCCUGUCUCUCGGAAAAUUGCCGGUGAACCUGGUGCUCUUCGCUGCUCUAGCGUGGGCUUACCAGGAAAAUGAGAGACCAAGAACUGAGGAGAAGUCGAGUGCAGUUGGAGAGCGGCAAGCAAAGAAUGGACUAGGCAAGGAUCUUCGAGACUCAAACACGUCCAGAGCAGCAAUCGAUCGCGAAUCAACGUUAGUCUUAGGAGGUAACUUAGCUCUCAUUUCCUUCUGGUUCUGGGGUGGAUUAGGAAUGCAAGUGAUGGCAUUUUCCGGCUUGAAUCACUUCUGCCGAGGAUGCGUCAUCCUUCUGCCACUCGCCUACAUAUGCCUCUUUCGCCGUCUAGUAGUAAAACGACAUUUGGAGAACGCGAGGAGAAGGCUGUGGCAGUAG
Molecule: messenger RNA, 3828 nt
Organism: Amoebophrya sp. A25
Lineage: Eukaryota; Dinophyceae; Syndiniales; Amoebophryaceae
Source: the annotation of a GenBank genome assembly